UCCGGGCUCGUGGUUCGCUGGUUGGAAGCUUCGCGGGAAACGUCCCAAAACAAACCGGCUCCGAUGCGCACGCGAGCCGCGUCGACGGGACCGUGAAGUUUCUCCGAGGAGAGUUAUCCGUUUAACGGACACCGAGAAGGCUCCUCCGUGUCGGCGCGCGCCGUCUUGGGGGGAGAACUUGCGGUUAGAAGCCGCGAAGAGCACGCGGAGCUCCGCUAGCCGCCCUCCGUAGCUCCGGGCUAAUCGCCGCUAAUCGGUUAGCUUUAGCACCGAGCUAACCUCCAGCGGGGGGCCCGGCCGGGGAUCCACCGGCUUCACACCGGGAGGGAGGGAGAUGGCGGAGAGGCCGGAGGACCUGAACCUUCCCAACGCGGUGAUCACCCGCAUCAUCAAGGAGGCGCUCCCGGACGGGGUCAACGUGUCCAAGGAGGCGAGGCGGGCCAUCUCUCAGGCCGCCAGCGUCUUCGUGCUGUACGCCACGUCCUGCGCCAACAACUUCGCCAUGAAGGCCAAGCGGAAGACGCUGAACGCCGGGGACGUGCUGGCUGCCAUGGAGGAGAUGGAGUUCGAGCGCUUCCUGGAGCCGCUGAGAGAAGCCCUGGAAGUGUACAAGAAGGGCCAGAAGGGGAAGAAGGAAGUGUCCGAGCAGAGACGCCGAGACAAGGAGGAGAAGAAGGCCGGCUCGGAGCGGGACAAGAGCCGCGAGGAGGAGGAGGAGGAGGAAGACGAGGAGGAGGACGAGCGCAUGGAGGAGGAGGCGGAGGCCGAGAACGAGGCGGCGGCGGCGGACGAGGACGAGGAGGUGGACAACUAGGAGCAGUCCUCCUCCGGAAACCGGCAAGUCGGAACAAACGGCGCUUCAGAGCGUGGAUCAAAACCUCGGCCUGCGUCCAGAAGCGAUCGGCGGCGGAGAACGCUUCCGUUUCCCUCGCUCUCCUCAAACCGCCGCUUCUUUUGUACUUUUGUAGAAUUGG
Molecule: messenger RNA, 974 nt
Organism: Salarias fasciatus (jewelled blenny)
Lineage: Eukaryota; Metazoa; Chordata; Actinopteri; Blenniiformes; Blenniidae
Gene: pole3
Product: polymerase (DNA directed), epsilon 3 (p17 subunit)
Exons: 4
Coding region: 335-814 (159 amino acids)
Biological process (GO): DNA damage response; heterochromatin formation; leading strand elongation
Cellular component (GO): epsilon DNA polymerase complex; CHRAC
Molecular function (GO): chromatin DNA binding; protein heterodimerization activity
Source: RefSeq, a predicted model, not a curated record